UCACACACGUAGCGGAACAGACAUCACUCAUCUUGUGGCGUUGCCCUUCAGAAGUCGACAUGAAGUACGCUGUGAUUCUAGUUGCUGUAUUUUUCAGCUGUGCUUUCGGCAUAGACACCGUUCCUUCUUUGAAUGUGACAAAAUAUCUUGGUCGCUGGUAUCAGGUAUAUGCCGACCCCGCAGUUAUGGUUACUUCUGAGCGUAACCAAGUUUGCGUGACAGCGGAUUAUUCACUCCGGAAAGAUGAAAAAAUAGGAGUUCUGAAUAGAGGGAGACUCUGCAAACCGACAGGAAAGGAAAGCAGCAUCACUGGGUAUGCCUACAUGACCAACCCCGACGAACCAGGAAAGCUAACACUGCAUCUGGACGGUGUACCUAUCCUCGGUUCAUAUUGGGUGGUAAAACUAGGACCACCUACGUUUGGUGAAAAAGGUCUUUACCAGUACUCUGUGGUCACAGGUAGCAAGCAGAUUAUGUUGUUUGUGCUGACGAGAGACGUAGAAACAUUCAAAAGCCAAUAUGAUGAGGAAGUGAGAAGUUUUUUAAAGGAAAACGGCUUUACUCACUUCUACAACAAGCCUGUAGCCACAUUACAGGACAAGAAAUGUUUGUACGGAGCUGAAAAGCCUUCUCCGUAUCAGACAGUGAAAGAAUUUCUUCGAAAUGAAUAGACAUUUCGGCCACAGUUGUAGUUUUAAAGAUGAAAAGAAAUAUAGCAAAUAAAAAAUCAAAGAUGUGAUGUGA
Molecule: messenger RNA, 744 nt
Organism: Pocillopora damicornis (cauliflower coral)
Lineage: Eukaryota; Metazoa; Cnidaria; Anthozoa; Scleractinia; Pocilloporidae
Source: RefSeq, a predicted model, not a curated record